Ostertagia ostertagi is the source of this 534-nucleotide messenger RNA. The record is from the annotation of a GenBank genome assembly. NCBI's taxonomy places the organism in Eukaryota, Metazoa, Nematoda, Chromadorea, Rhabditida, Trichostrongylidae.
AUGCACCAGUCUUCGUGCUCAUCGGCUUUUCAACAAUUGGCCGAGUUGACUAUACUUGAGGCACAGUAUGUGCACGAAUUCGUGCGGCAAUUGCCUGGUUUCUCCAGGCUGCAGGAUGAAGACCGCAAGAUUCUUCAAAAACAUUCUAAGACUGAAAUCCUCCUGCUACGUUCGGCCAGAAGGUACGAUGCAACGGAAAGAUGCUUACUACUCGGCAACGAUCGGCAUUCUUUCAGGUAUGAUCGACGUAGGUACUGCGAAGCUGGAAUGGCCCCAUAUGCCGAUUUUGUGUUUGAAUUAGCAAGAAGAAUAAUUGAGCUAUCACCGGAUCCGACAGAGAUGCUCCUUAUGGAAGCGAUUAUUGCCUUCUCUGAGCGACCCGGACUACAAGACGUGAGAAAGGUGGAGGAAACCCAAGAGGUGUACGUCGAUGCUCUGCAGCAGUACAUCGAUGCGAAGAGCUCCCCGAAUCUAUCAUUUCACCACUGCCUCAUCACCGUGCUCUCCGACCUGCGCAGAUUUUGCUCUGAACAU